Messenger RNA from Aquila chrysaetos chrysaetos, 813 nucleotides. It is a transcript of the gene AICDA, whose product is annotated as activation induced cytidine deaminase. Gene Ontology annotation, cellular component: cytoplasm; P-body; nucleus. Bases 39 to 755 code for a protein of 238 amino acids. Gene Ontology annotation, molecular function: zinc ion binding; cytidine deaminase activity; RNA binding. Gene Ontology annotation, biological process: negative regulation of single stranded viral RNA replication via double stranded DNA intermediate; DNA cytosine deamination; cytidine to uridine editing. The record is from RefSeq and is a predicted model, not a curated record. The transcript is spliced from 5 exons. NCBI's taxonomy places the organism in Eukaryota, Metazoa, Chordata, Aves, Accipitriformes, Accipitridae.
ACACCCCGAUGAAAGCCAGCCGGGGUAGAUAGGGGUGAAUGGGGAGGGGACACACGGGGCAGUCCACCUUUCUGUACAUCAAGUCAGAGGGCUGCACAGACGGAGCCUGCAAGACAACCUCCCUGCAACCCCAUCACCUGAGAGACACCCUGGCAGUCAUGGACAGCCUCCUGAUGAAGAGGAAACUCUUCCUCUACAACUUCAAGAACCUGCGCUGGGCCAAGGGCCGGCGUGAAACCUACCUCUGCUAUGUUGUAAAGCGCCGUGACAGCGCUACAUCGUGCUCCCUGGACUUCGGAUACCUGCGCAAUAAGAUGGGCUGUCACGUGGAGGUGCUCUUCCUGCGCUACAUCUCAGCCUGGGACCUGGACCCGGGCCGCUGCUACCGUAUCACCUGGUUCACCUCCUGGAGCCCCUGCUACGACUGCGCCCGGCACGUGGCCGACUUUCUGCGCGCCUACCCCAACCUGACCCUCCGCAUCUUCACCGCCCGCCUCUACUUCUGUGAGGACCGCAAGGCAGAGCCGGAGGGGCUGAGGCGCCUGCACAGGGCCGGGGCCCAAAUUGCCAUCAUGACCUUCAAAGAUUACUUCUACUGCUGGAACACGUUUGUGGAGAACAGGGAAAAGACGUUCAAAGCCUGGGAAGGGCUGCAUGAAAACGCUGUCCAUCUGUCCAGGAAACUUCGACGGAUCCUCCUGCCGCUGUACGAAGUAGAUGAUUUACGAGAUGCCUUUAAAACUCUGGGACUUUGAAGUGAAAGUCAUCAGCAAUCAGAAGACUUCACCAACACUUGUUGAUUUCCAACUCUCU